Messenger RNA from Lindgomyces ingoldianus, 417 nucleotides. RefSeq lists its product as uncharacterized. The record is from RefSeq and is a predicted model, not a curated record. Lineage: Eukaryota; Fungi; Ascomycota; Dothideomycetes; Pleosporales; Lindgomycetaceae. The transcript is spliced from 3 exons. The coding region runs from base 1 to 417 and encodes 138 amino acids.
AUGACGAUUACAGCCCAGCCCCUAGGUGUCAAGGACGAAGAUGCGGUACUACAACAGUGGCAGGAUGAAGAAAAUUCGGUCCGUAUAAGUCAAGGGAGUAUAGGAUGCAAGACCCUAGGGGCUAAGAAAAAGACUAUACAAGGUGAAAUAGUUGACUCGUAUCCUUUGGCGGAGGUCCAAUAUAGGAAGUUUCAAGCAGAAAGAACGCCCGAGGGUAUCAACCCCAGGCGGGUAACACUUACUAUAUGCAACAAUAUGCUUUUGGAAACAGGUCUGAGUCGUACAAGCGGCGCAACGGUAUCUCAGAACUUUGAGGAUUUUAUGAAAGGACUUGACCUAGAUCUCCUUUUCAUAAACGAGAUGCAAUACAAAGACUUGUUGCUAUCCGCUACGUUCUUUCACGAGGUAAAUUUCUAG